This is a messenger RNA of Candidula unifasciata, 1169 nucleotides long. NCBI's taxonomy places the organism in Eukaryota, Metazoa, Mollusca, Gastropoda, Stylommatophora, Geomitridae. The record is from the annotation of a GenBank genome assembly.
GAAUAACAACAAGCCAAGCGGCCGACUGGAGUUAUUCUGGCUCAGCAGGUCCCCUUUACUGGCAUGAACUCUUCCCCGAAGACUGUUCCGGAAAAUACCAAUCCCCAAUCGACAUUCAUCCCGAGGAGACUGUCUACAACCCAGAACUGAAGGAUUUCGCCAUCUGGUAUGAUCCACCAAAGAAAGAUUCAAAGAUGUACAUCAGGAACAAUGGUCACACCGUUCAGGUAGACCUUGAAGGUGACUUUUAUGUAAGUAAUGCAGGGCUUUCCAGCGUGUACAAAGCAGUGCAGUUCCACUUUCACUGGGGACACAAGGCCCAUCAUGGCUCUGAACAUCUUAUUGACGGGAAGCCUAGUCCAAUCGAGCUUCAUCUGGUGACUUACAACAGCCAGCUGUAUCCCAGCAUUUCAGAAGCCGUCAUGGAGGAAGGCGGUCUGGCAGUUUUGGGAGUCAUGUAUGAGAUUUCCGAGACUGACAACCCGAGCUUGGCAACCCUAGUGAAGGCUUUGAGACACGUCAGAGAUCCUGAGAAGCAACAAAGGGCCCCGCUACCGCUUAUGUCCCUACGAGACUUUCUCCCUAAAGAUAUAUCACGAUAUUAUCGAUACAACGGCUCGCUAACUACACCUGGCUGUUUUGAAAGUGUCAUCUGGACAGUGUUCGACACAAAGCAGACUAUUUCUCAUAAACAGCUGAAAGAAUUCACAACCGUUCUACAGUUUCAACAUAAGGAAAAGGGAGAUCACUCAAGACAUCGUCGAUCUUUGACAAAAGAAGAGAGGGUCAAAGAACGACGCGCCAAAGGCGUUCUGGAUGAGCUGGGCAUUAGGAAUAGUCUGACCUUUACAUAUACCAGGCUAACGAGCUUAGGUGAUCAGUUUAUUUUCUCGCCUGUAGCAGGUAAAGAGGUGGUUAAAGAUACCUACAUUCAAGAAACAAUUGUCAACAACUUCCGCCCGGUCCAGCCACUCAAUGAUCGUAUUGUGUACAGGAGCUUCAAGCACGUGUGUGUCGUCGCCCCACCAGAUGUUCCUGCAAAAUGGUCUCCUCCAUCUGAAGCCAGUAAGGACAAUUGGCAGGGUGACAAAAACAGCUGUGCCAGAUUCCAAAGCCUGCCAAUAGUCGUCAUCUCACUUGUACUUACGAUCCGAUGGCUCCACGUGUAA